AUGAUCUUCUCCUAUGUGGGCAAAUUCGCGCCAACUGUGCUGCACUACUUGGACUCUGCGAGAGCGGCAGCACUUGCAGCCAAUCAGGCCGACAUGAUACUCCUGAUGACCGAGUCCGAUGCGAGCACCAUCAGCCAAUCUCUGAAGCACAGCUUGACCAAGCAAGGUGUUCAGCUGCGCAUCGUUGACUGGACCCUUCCUCCCGGGAUGCGAUUCACAAAGGACGAAAACUGGUGUGGCCAGAAGGAUUUCAUCCGGCUCCAUGCGCUAGGACUUGAUGAAUACGAUGCAGUGGCCUACUUUGACAAUGACAUCGAGUUCCAGGGUGACAUCACUCCGCUGCUGAAGUGUGCAGCGACAGGUCACUUCUUGUCUACAAAUGGAGGCAUUGGCGAAGCUCUGAACGUUGGCGUUUUUGCGCUGCAGCCCCACAAGGCUUUGCUGAAAGCUGCUGUUGACUUCGCGCGGGAGGCAGAUUACUCGCAGAUGACCGGGUGGGCCCAGGAGGGCUGGCGGCCCAGUGGCGGCUACUACGUAGGCGGCGAGUGCGGGCAGGGCACCUUGGAUGACGUUGGGUGUAGGGCACAGGGUUUAGGUCUUCAGGUUUCGGAUGUUGGGCUCAGGCCCAAGAUGUCAAGAUGUGAAGGGUUCAAGGCCUCAAGGGUUCAGGGAUUUGAGUUUUGUGCUUUGGAUUUCAGGCUCUGA
This is a messenger RNA of Symbiodinium pilosum, 705 nucleotides long. The record is from the annotation of a GenBank genome assembly. Lineage: Eukaryota; Dinophyceae; Suessiales; Symbiodiniaceae.